Molecule: messenger RNA, 1434 nt
Organism: Marchantia polymorpha subsp. ruderalis
Lineage: Eukaryota; Viridiplantae; Streptophyta; Marchantiopsida; Marchantiales; Marchantiaceae
Source: the annotation of a GenBank genome assembly
CUCUCAUCGCGUGGUUGCAACCUUUCCCGAUCACCAGUCUGGAGCUGCUGCAAUCGCGAGUGGCAUGGCAUGGCAUGAGCGAUUCUCAGUCCGUGGAUGGAGCUCUGGUCUCACCUGAAGGUCGAUCGGCCCGUGUCAACCUUUGAGGAGAGUGUUUCACUCUGCUGAGGCCCCAGCGAAGUCUCCGCGACGACGAGGAGGACCUCGUUUGUCACCAGAUGAUGGAAAUCGACCUCGAUCCUGCCGCGUAGCAAUCUACCCGAGGACAGAAUAGAAAUCAUCAUCCGAUUUCAUCUUCGGACGCUUCCUACUCCCUGCCUCGCGCAGUUUCGUUCCCUGAGCAAAUUCUGGAACUCGUCGAUCCUGUCGUCCGAGUUUUACCGCCAGCUGCCUCGAGAAACUCGGGAUCCACCUCAUGCCCCCAAAAGUGUCUUCGGUACAUGUGACAAAGGCUUGAUCAUGACUCUGGACGCCGGAAAAUCCAGAUGGCUUCGGAUCUCGCUCGGGUUUUUUCUAAAACCUCAAUCCCUCAAUCGGCAUCGGGAUCGAGACACGCACUCGGCUCUGGACUCACUGCAGUUCGUGGCGACGGAUAGAGGGCUUCUGUGCCGGUCGACGAGCACCUAUGGCCACAUGAUCGUCUGUAAUCUGGUAACAAAGAGUUGGAAGGAUUUGUGGCUGUCUCCAUCGUUCGGACAGAAGGAACUUAUUUCGUAGAAUGGAUCGAGAACUGGAAGGAAAAAACAUGGAAGACUUCCUGGUGGGGAUGGAGGCGUCGAGAGAGACGGGACAGUACAUAAUUGUGGUCGCAGGUCUGCGCGAGGAUGCGGACGGGUAGAGGGAGUAGGCGAUUUACAGCUCCGCCGCAAAGCCAUGGAAGAUGAUCGCUGCCUCGUUUAUAGAUCCCUCGCUCCUGGGUCCUGGUGAUCAGUUCUACGUCCAACCCGUAAAACGACGACCGGGUUCCUCGUUGACCUGCGAUGGAUAUAUUCAUUUCCUGCUGAAGUACGAGCAAGUGCACACGGUGGGGAUCGUCUGGCGGCUGCUGGAUUUCGACUCGAGUAACGAUCUUCCCACUUCCUAUGUGCACUGGACGUGGUCCGGACAGAGAACACAACACAAACUAAACUGUAUAGUCGCAAAUAAAAAACACAGAAUUGUGGAAAAUCAAACGGAUAGUAUAAAAGCCGCUAGCGCACUAUAGAGCAUAAAUAUUAAUACAAGUUACAAUAUGAGUUACACCUGAACUCAACGUCUAAUCAAAGCUUGGCGCUACUGGUGAAGACUGAAAAACAAAGGAGUCCAGAGUCCUUAUAUAGCAAAAAAAAGUCAUAGCAGCCUCGUCAUAGUAACCGUUCACUCUCUACUAGACAUGGCAGCUCUAAAACUAUACAAGUGUCACCUCUAAAACUGCUAAAACUGACCGUUGAGCCC